Molecule: messenger RNA, 2712 nt
Organism: Prorocentrum cordatum
Lineage: Eukaryota; Dinophyceae; Prorocentrales; Prorocentraceae
Source: the annotation of a GenBank genome assembly
AGGACCCCCCGCGGGCGCCCGAGCCCGCGCGCGUUACGGACCUCCAACACGCCGCGCCGCUCAGCGGGGCGCCCGCCGGCGCCCCUCUCGGGGCACGCGCAGAUCUGCCCGCCCCCCGCGCCUGGGGCUGCGAAUCGGCCCAUGGCCGACGCCCUCGACGCCCACCUCCAGGCCCUCACCAGGUCCCUGGACCUGCAGGCGGGCCUGGUGCGCAGCGCCCUCGAUCUCCAUCCGGCCGCCCCGCGCGUGGACUUCCAGAGGCUCACCGAGGAGGCCAUCGGCAAGUUCAGCGCUGCGAUCAGCGACCUCAGGUCGGACCUGCUCGCCGUGGCGGCCACCGCGGCCUCUCGGGAGCCUCCGGGGACGGACGGCGUCGAGGAGGCCCCAGCGGGGAAGAGCCGCCUGAGCGUCGGCACGUCGACGGCGGCGCCCGCGAGCCAUCCGCGCGUCUCAAAGGUCAGCUUCGUUGACGACAACCAGUACGGGCGCGGCAAGGUCAGCUUCGUGGAAAGCAGGCAGUCGAGCACACAGGAGGGCAACGAGCCGCGGCACACGAACCAAAGUUUGAAGCGCGACGACUCCAGGCUCUCAGACGUUCCCAGUACGCCAACAGAUGCGAAGACCAGACCCUCCCGCAGCGCUUCCCCUACGACUUCCUCAGGAACCACCAGCUCGUCGAGAACCACGCGAAAUACUCCCAGGUCCAUCGACGGCGUACUGAAUCCAGACUGGCCUCCGAGGAUAGCGUGGGACAUGAUUGUCGUCUUCCUUGUCAUGUGCGAUAGCGUGGUCAUUCCUUUCCAGCUGGCCGAGUUCGACUCGGGCUCGGAGUUCGAUGUCUUCUGGCUUUGGUUCACGAUCGUCAUAUUCGCGAGCGACCUGGUGAUGAAUUUCUUCACAGGAUACCGCGCGGGCAAAAAGGACCACCACCGACAGGAGGGAUCCCUCGUCACUGAGAAGUCCAGCAUCGCGAUCAACUACCUGCGCGGCUGGUUCUGGAUCGAUUUCAUGAGUACUCUGCCGUGGCACAUCAUCGCGGAGGCCGCCCAGUCGAGCAACGAGACGUCGUCGGGGGCCCAAGUGACGAAGCUCGCAAAGGUCGUCAAGCUGACGCGGCUUCUCAGACUCAUGAGGAUGCUGCGCCUCGCCAAGAUCACCGUCAUCUGGGAGCGCCUCGAGGGCCGGAUCGGUUCCAUCACCGCCCUCAACUUGGUGAGCAUGUGCAGGGUUUUGGGCGUCUGGGCCGCGAUCUGCCAUUGGGGCGCGUGCAUCUGGUGGAUGUUCGGCAGGAGGGACAGCCUGGUGAUGCUCAUCACGAUGCAGGAGGACGCUCCGGAUGCGCUCCACUGGACCGAGCUCCCGCGCGUGCACAGCCCCUACGACGACUUCGGAGAGUGGAGGUGGGUGGACAGGCCCGUGUCGGAGCAGUACGUCUUCUGCUUCUAUUGGAUCCUGGGGGUGAUGCGCACGAUGCCUGCCGAGGUGACCCCCAUCACCCUGAGAGAAAGAAUAUUUGUCCUUCUCUUUAUGUUCUUCGCCGUCAUGGCUUUCGCCGUCAACGUUGCCCGCAUCACGCAGGCCUGGUUCAAGUUCAGCGCGCGCAAAGACGCGUUCAAAGAGGAAAUGGCAUACGUCCGCAUGCACCUGAGAUCGAUCGAUUGUGGUGCCUCGCUGCAGAUGCGUACACAGGGGUACCUGAACCAUCUUUACGAGAAGAGGAAGAUCCACGCCAAAGAGGCGGGCCUGCUGGGUGCCCUGCCCGAGCCGCUGAAAUUGCAGCUGAACCAGGCCCAUAGGAUCCGCUUCCUCCGGAUGAUCCCACGACUCCAGGAGUGGAAAGAUCCAGAUCUUCGGCGUGUCUGUGAUGCCACCGAUGCCAUCGACUACCUGCCUGGCGACAAAGUCACAGAGAAGAACUGCGACGCUGCGGCCGCGCACGUGCUAAUGAGGGGCAACCUGCAGUUUUUCGUGCCGGAGGACAUGCGGGGAAUUGGCAGCACGGGCAGCCGAAGCACCAGGCAGAGCACCAGGAGGUCGUUCGUCCAGCGCCUGUCGGGCGUGAGCCGGGGCAUCGAUCCCCUGAAGGUCGUGGAUGAUUAUUGUUUGUUCGACAUGGAGGCGGAUGUGAAGAGCAGGAAUACCGUGGUGGCGCUGGAGUGCUCGGAGGUGCUGCGAAUUGACCGGCAGAGGUUCCAGGAGGUGUUUCAGGCGCGUAGCGUGAAGCAGGCUGCAGACAUCCAGUUGAAGCUGACUAGGGACACGUUCGCCAUUCAGGCAGCCGCCGGCAGCUCCGACGAAGGCAGCGACGACGAAUCUGUGAAUGAGGAUUUGGGUGGCGUCCCAGGCUCUGCGACCGGCAUGUCAGGAAAAUCAAGAUUUGCAGGGUCUGCAGCGUCUGCAGCACGUGAGAUCCAGACUUUGCAGCACAUUGCGGCCAGCGCCGGAGUAUCUGCGGGAUAGCGCGAGAGAGCGCCAAAGGUACACGCACCGCUCAAUCCGCCCCAUCCUCCUCAUGUUCCGUCCCUUGUCUUCCUUUUUUGCACUGGCUUGUCAGUCGACCUUGGACAAAUGACGAGCUUGGAUGAAGCAUCGACAACGCCUAUACGGCGAGACACCGCCGCCUACCGCCUUUUGGCAACGACUGUGUCGUGAAAUGUCGAGUGGAAGCGCGGCCACGGUAGUGGACUGCGUGUUCCCCCGGCCGUCUUGGGC